AUGUUAUCAAAGGUCACGGAGGACGGAGCCGGCAGCGCGUCUGUCGGACGUCGCAUCGAUGCAGCCAUCAAGGUGGACAGAUGGGAGCUGCGCGAGGAUACCCUGCCGGUUGGUGGCCAGGCGCUUGUGAGCGAGACGCUCUUCUCUCUCGGAAACGGCCUCGUCGGCGUGCGUGGGCAUGCAGAGGAGACGGAAGCGGGCCAGAACCGCCACGAACGGCACAGGGCGUAUACUAGUCGUCAGCGUGCGUAUCACAACAGCCGUCGAGGUGAUGAGCUGUACAGCGACGUCAAGGGUCGACAAUGCCCUUUGGCUGACGGAGGAGACUGGCACCACUCGCGCGCGCAGGGCGGCGGCAGUAGUGGUGGUAGCGUCAGUGGCCCUCGUGGACCCCGAGGAGUGUACUUCUCUGGGUUUUAUGAGCAGCGUCCUCUCAUGCAUCCACGUCCUUUCUCGGCUGGCAUCUCCACCAAGGAAGGCUACCGUCUGCGCACGCCAGAUCCCUUCUGCAUCGACGCGUUCCUCAGCGGCGAGCACAUUACCGCCGCACGGGGUCCCACACGGAACCACACUCGCCGCCUCGACCUGCGCACAGGGGAGCUGCAUCGCCGCUUUGUCUGGUUCUCCAACCAGCAGCACCGCGAGAUUACCAUCGAGACGCGGCGCUUUGUUUCUGCGGCGCGCAAGAACAUCUCCGCCAUGCACUACAAGAUGAGCGUGCGAAACGCGCACAACACAGACGUGCGCCUCAUCUCGCGUACAUUCCUUUCAGCUGCCGAGUACGACGUCGAGACCAUGUUCACCCAGUCGAACAUUCAAGACGCCAUGAGUGUCGUGUUCGUGCGAACGCGUAAUAGCUGUCGUCAUCUUGUCAUCGCCUCCGUCGAGACGUGCACGUCCCGCUCCUACCCUGCCGGCAUACAAACCUUCCCGUCGAGGGAAGCCAACACCCCCACCCAAGGUGGCACAGGCGGUGACACGGGCUUUGGCACAUCUCCAUCUGGUACUAGCCCGUCCUGCAGUGCUUCGCCAUCGAGACCGGCGGCCACGUCUCCGACGACUCUCACCCCAAACAGCCGCGAGACAGAGUGGGGGACGGAGACGUCCUACACGAGCUGCAUCUCCGACGGCGUCAUUGUCGAGUUUGUCAAAGUCAUCGGCCACUUCGGCGACGAGGAUGCAACGACGGAGGAGUUGCUCGACGUGGCGACGCAUCAGACUCGCGAGGUGGCAGCACUUGGCUACGAGGGGCUGCUGGCGGAGCACCGCGACGUCAUGAACGCCUUCUGGGACACGGCGGAUGUGCGGGUGGAGCCGAGGGCGGAUGUGCAGGGCGCCUUCCGCUUCAAUAUCCUGCAGACCUACAUGUCGACCAGCGGGGACCCGUACUACUGCUUCCCGACCCGCGGUCUGACAGGCGAUAUGCUCCUGGGUGUACAGCAGUGGGAUGUGGACGCGCUGAUCGUGCCGUUCCUCUCCCACGCGUGUCCGAAGAAGGCGCGCGCGCUGCUUGAGUUUCGCAUUCGUACGCUGAACGAGGCAAAGGACAUUGCGGCGGACUUGUCACUUCCCCGCGGCGCUUUGUUUCCAUACCGUACCGUGACAGGAGAGAAGAACCCCACGCCUUACUGCGGCGCGUUUCUCUUCGUGAACGCCGUCGUCGUCUACGCGCUGAAGGAGUAUGUGACGGCGACGAACGACACUAGCAUCCUCGUGCAAGGCGGUGCUGACCUCAUCUUCACGACGGCGCUUGUCUGGCUGCAGUGGGGCACGUGGGAAAAGGGCCUGUUCCACCUGCGCUCCGUGUCGGGCCCCGACACGUACAACGAUGUCGCCGACAACAACUUCUUCACGAACUUGAUGGCGCAGAUGCAUCUGCAGUGGGCGGUUCAGCUGGCGGUCAUGCUUCGACAAGAGAGCCCGGAGAUGUGGCACGGCAUUAUGCACCGAGCUCAGAUGACGGAAAACGACAUUGUUGCCAUGGACCAAGCGGCGGCGAAGAUGGUGCUGCCCUUCGACGGCACCCAUCGUAUCCACCCCAUGGACCAGUCCUUCAUGCGCAAGAAGCACUGGAACCUCACGUCGCUCAAGGACGGCGCGGAGGGCCCGCUAACAUCGCUGUACCACCCGACAGUGGUGUACCGGCAUCGAGUGUGCCACAUACCGGACGUGCUGCUAGCAAUCAUGCUCGCGCCGGACAGCUUCUCGUUAGACGAGGCAAAGGCGGACUUCACGUUUUACGAAGCUGUAACCGCUUCAGACUCGGCGCUGCGGCUCGCCAUCUUUAGCGUUGUGGCGGCGCAGCUGCGUCUGUCGAACAAGGCGAUGGACUACUUUCACGACUCACUCUUUGUGGACAUCGACAACCUCGUCGGUAACUCCGGCGGCGGCCUUCACUGCACCGCGGCGGCGGGGUCGUGGAGCUCCAUGGCGGUGGGAAUCUGUGGACUGCGUGUGGCGCAGGGCGUGCUACACUUCAAUCCCGUUUUGAGUGAAGAAAUGGAUGAGUUCGAGUUCCACGCGCGGCACCGCGGCUGUCUCGUGCGCGUCCUGGUGACGAAGAGGCUCGUUACAUAUACACUAGUUAGCGCGCCAGAGGGUGUGACAGACCUCAUCCUGGUCCACGCCGGCGUAAACCGCAUCACCCUGCGACUGAAUCACCCCGAGACGGUGCGACUCUUCAGAGAGGUGCGCGUGUUCGACUUCGACUGCGUCGUAUUCGAGCUCGAUAGCGUCGUCGAGGACAUCGAGGGCGUUCACUACCAUGCCUGGACACAAACGCUGGAGGAGCAUUUUCAUCAGCACGGCUUUUCAGACUUUUCGAUGACGAAGGAGCUCUACCUCGCUUAUCUGCGGCAUGUGAAGCCCUUCUACGGCCUGAAUGAGAUCUUCAAGAAAUACAACCAGAACCCCCCGCCGACCGGCGAGGUGGAUGACACGGCGGAGUCGAACACUCUCUACGGCCUGUGCUGCCGCAAACUGCAGCUGUUCCGUUCCUACGCGACGACGCACGGCAUGCCGAUGCGUGAGGGUGUUCUGCAGCUCAUCUCCCUUCUCCGCCAGUACGGGAUCGCCGUCGGGUGCGUCAGCGGCAGCAAGAAUGCUCGCUGGGUCAUCAACGAAACCACAAAGGGCAGUUCCAUUUUUGACAACUUCCUGGAAGGCAAGGAGGGCGAGGAGCUGGGGCUGCGUUGGCGUCCCGAGAUGGACUACUUCGAGGCCUGCGCGCAUCGCAUGGAUGCGGCGACAAACCGCGCCGUUGUGGUGAUGGAUGGCAUCGAUGGGUUUUCCAAGAAGGCGCUGGAGCGCUUCCGCAUGGUUGUUGACGUGAGUCCGACUCCUGAGGAGACCACGCUGUCCAUUCCGAGGGUGCUCGCGAAGAACCUUGGCGACAUUACGAUGGAGACACUGAACGAGUACACUGUCCGCGGCGGCGUCGUCAAUCAUUUGCGUGAGAUGUAG
Leishmania mexicana MHOM/GT/2001/U1103 is the source of this 3462-nucleotide messenger RNA. RefSeq names its product putative glycosyl hydrolase. Lineage: Eukaryota; Euglenozoa; Kinetoplastea; Trypanosomatida; Trypanosomatidae. The coding region runs from base 1 to 3462 and encodes 1153 amino acids. Gene Ontology annotation, molecular function: carbohydrate binding; catalytic activity. The record is from RefSeq and is a predicted model, not a curated record. The transcript has a single exon. Gene Ontology annotation, biological process: carbohydrate metabolic process.